Penicillium brasilianum is the source of this 2313-nucleotide messenger RNA. The record is from the annotation of a GenBank genome assembly. Lineage: Eukaryota; Fungi; Ascomycota; Eurotiomycetes; Eurotiales; Aspergillaceae.
AUGUUGACUUCGUGGGGAAAGGCAGGUCUACUGCUAGGUCUUGCGUUCGUCGCUGUAGCCGAUGAUGUUAUCACUAGUGACGCCUACUUCUAUGGUGACUCGCCUGCCGUUUACCCAACACCCGAAGGAACUGGUGUUGGUGAUUGGGCAUCGGCCUACAAGAAGGCCAGGGCAUUUGUUGGCAAGCUCUCUGAUGAUGAAAAUGUCAACCUGACUGCUGGUGUUUCUUCAAAGACUGGCUGCUCUGGGUACAUCCAGGCUAUUGACCGCUUGGGGUUCCCAGGAAUCUGUGUGAACGAUGCUGGAAAUGGGCUAAGAGGAACCGACUACGUCAACGGUUGGGCAUCCGGGAUCUCCGUCGGAGCCAGUUGGAACCGGGAUCUUGCCAAUGAUCGAGGUACUUUCAUGGGCAGGGAAUACCGAAGGAAGGGUGUUAACAUGAUACUUGGUCCUGUCGUUGGUCCCCUCGGCCGUGUGGCACUUGGUGGUCGUAAUUGGGAAGGAUUCUCAAACGACCCGUACCUGAGUGGGAUUUUGGUCGCCGAAUCCGUCAAGGGUCUACAGUCCCAGAAUGUUGCGACUUCUCUCAAGCACUUCAUUGGCAACGAGCAGGAAACAAACCGCAACCCAACCACGGAUUCAGCAGGAAAUGCCAUUCAGUCGGUCUCUUCCAACAUUGACGACAAGACUAUCCACGAGCUUUAUAUGUGGCCCUUCCAGGAUGCCAUCCUUGCCGGUGCUACUAAUAUUAUGUGCUCGUAUAACCGUCUGAACAACUCCUACGCAUGCCAGAACAGCAAGGCCCUCAAUGGCUUGUUAAAGACCGAGCUGGGCUUCCAAGGUUAUGUCAUCACGGACUGGUAUGCUCAACAUGCUGGGAUUGCUGGCGCCAAUGCUGGAUUGGACGUCGUCAUGCCCUCUUCUCAGACCUGGAACAGCAAUUUGACCACCGCUAUUGCAAAUGGAACUCUGAAGGCUUCUCGUUUGGAUGACAUGAUCACGAGACUCAUGGCCACCUGGUAUUAUUUGGACCAAGACUCUGCCUUCCCCAACCCCGGCGUUGGAAUGCCCAGUAGCGCGAGUGCUGCUCACCAGGCUAUCAUUGCCACCUCUAAAGAGGCAAAGCCACUCCUUCUGCAGGCAGCCGUCGAGAGCCACGUUCUCCUCAAGAACACUGAGAAUACCCUUCCUCUCAAGUCGCCGAAGUUGAUCUCCGUUUUCGGUUACGACGCUCAUGGCCCGAUGUCUCUCGACCUUGCCUCCAGCUUCAACUUCGGAUCAACUCAGACGCGAUCUGACCUGUAUCAGAAUGGAACUCAGUGGGUUGGUGGGGGCUCUGGUGCCAACUCGCCCGCUUAUUUGGAUGCUCCUAUUGAUGCUAUUCAACGCCGGGCUUACCAAGACGGCUCUUCCGUUCUCUGGGACUUCACCUCCGAGAACCCCUCUGUGGAUUACACUUCAGAUGUGUGCCUGGUCUUCAUCAACGCCUACGCCACGGAGGGCUAUGACCGCGAAGCUCUGUCUGAUUCUCACAGCGACGCCAUUGUGACUAAUGUCGCCAAAAACUGCGCCAACACCGUCGUGGUGGUUCACAACGCUGGCAUCCGUACCGUUCAGUCGUGGGUUGACCACGUCAACGUCACCGGUAUCAUCUUUGCCCACCUCCCUGGCCAGGAUACCGGCCGCGCUUUGGUGGAGAUCCUCUACGGAGACUCUAACCCCUCCGGCCGACUCCCUUACACCGUUGCCAAGAAUGAUUCAGACUAUGGUUCUCUGCUUGAGCCGGCGCAGCCGGAAGGCAAGUACGAGUACUUCCCUCAGUCAGACUUUGAUGAGGGCGUUUACAUUGAUUACCGGGCCUUUGACAAGGAAGGAAUCGAGCCUCAGUACGCAUUUGGAUACGGUCUUUCCUACACAACCUUCGACUACUCCAACUUGAAGGUGUCCAAAAAGUCCGCUUCGCCCUCUACCUACCCGCCCAAGGCAGCCAUUCUUCCUGGCGGAAAUCCCCAUCUCUUUGAUGAGCUGGUGACCGUUACCGCUGCUGUCAAGAAUACCGGAAGCAUUGAUGGCAAGGAGGUUGCCCAGCUGUAUAUUGGUAUCCCCAACGGCCCUGUUCGCCAGCUUCGCGGCUUUGACAAGGUCUUGAUCAAGUCUGGCAAGUCGACUACUGUUACUUUCAGCUUGACUCGUCGUGACCUGAGCACAUGGGAUACUGUUGCACAGGAGUGGCUGCUCCAGCGGGGAGCCUACAAAGUCUAUGUUGGUCGCAACAGCAGAGACCUGCCUCUUGAGGCCACCCUGACCUUCUAA